Danio rerio (zebrafish) is the source of this 2499-nucleotide messenger RNA. The record is from RefSeq and is a predicted model, not a curated record. Lineage: Eukaryota; Metazoa; Chordata; Actinopteri; Cypriniformes; Danionidae.
CAGUUGAUUUUAAUGAGUAUGUUCGACAUCUGUUUUGGAGGUAAAUCAGUCUUGUUUACGCCCUCUUCAGUGACACCGCUAAGGCUCGCCUUGAAGUAAAAGAUUAGUUUCUGCAGUGCUAAAACGAUUGAAAUUAAAUAUUAACGUCUUCAAGUAUCUGAUAGAUUUGAUAAGUUAUAUAGACAGAAAAAAAAACACAGUUAUGGAUGUGUUGUCCUGGCCUUGCACUCAGGCGUACACAGCGUUCAGUGCAUGUUUACUGACAGGAUGCAUCUACUCGUUGUACGAUGACGAGGACAAAGAUUUGCUUAUUGAGAAAAAUCUCUCUCAGGACUCACCCUCCGGCAGGACAGACGAUGACAAUGUCAACAACGAAGAAUUAUAUUCAACUGGUUUGUGGUGUCACACUACAGGGAGCUUAUGCAUGUGGGUCCUUGUGAAUACACUGUGCUGUUUUCUCCUGCUUAUGGGAAAAUGUAUCCAACUUGUUGUGUUUGGUGAUCUCAGAAUCAAUGAAAAGCAGAACCUCAAGGACAAAACCUGGAACUUUCUAUUCAACAAGCUGAUCUUUCUGUUUGGUGUGCUGAAUGUACGGACAGAAAGAGAGAUGGCCAUGUGGUGUCUGUGCUUCUCUGCUCUUCUUUUUCUCCAGCUGUUGGCACAGCUCUGCAAAGAUCGUUUUGAGUUUCUCUCAUCUUCCCCCUCCAGCACGGCACUGGGAAGCCAUAUGCAUUUGUUGUUGGUGUUGAUGUGUUUGUUUGUGUCCUCUGGGGGGCUCACCAUCAUAUGCGUACUGCUGGGGUUUUCCUUUGGUAUGCACACACUCUCCUUUAUGGCAGUCGAAUGCCUAAUGGUAUCUGUUUAUGUGAACCAUUCAAUUCUUCGGUACGCAAUUCACCUCUAUGACCUGAUGUGUGAUAGUUCCUGGGAAGGUAAAGAGGUCUUUAUUUAUUACACAGACUUUGUCAUGGAGAUGGGUAUUCUCCUCCUAGAUAUGAUGCACCACAUCAACAUGCUGCUAUAUGGGAACGUUUGGUUCUCAGUGGCUGAUUUAUUUAUACUGACACACAUACGAUUCUUGGCAAAAGAAAUGCAGCGCAAAUUAUUUCAACACAAGAACUACAUGCACAUAUAUGAUGUUAUGGACACAAGGUUUUCAAUGGCUACAAUGGAAGAGCUGGCAUCUCGUGAUGACAGAUGUGUUAUUUGCUGGGAAAAGAUGUACACAGCAUACAAAUUACCCUGUGGCCAUCUAUUUCACAAGUCAUGUCUGCGUUCCUGGCUUGAGCAGAAUAUGUCAUGUCCUACAUGUAGGAUGUCUGUAAAUAUGAGUGGCGGUCAUACUGGAAAUGAGCAGGAGGGGGCAUUGUUCAGUUUGGGAGCAACUGAUGUGCCUAGCAGACCUCCAACCAGAUACCACAGUCAACUUUUUCAUUUUAAUGGUUCUCAAAUUUCAAACUGGCUGCCUGGCUUUUCAGUUGAAGUUUUGCACUCUCCUAAUUUAAUUAUUCUACUACAGGCAGACGACUCUCGGGGACAUCAGGAUGAAGAAAUUGUACCUGGGUUAGACCUAACUGAGUAGUAAAUUCUAUAGCUUUGGGAAAAAUGAGAAAAAUGUGCCACUGACCACAUUUCGGGAGGAUUCUCCUGAAGAGCUCAACACAAGAUUUACCUGAAGUUUUCAGCUGAGCAGGUUUAAAAAGAGUAAAUCUUUCAGCUCAAGUGGCUGGAUGACAUACAUUGAAAGGAAGUGUGUGACUGUACAGGGUGGAUGUGCUUUGGCCAAGUAGGAUGUAAUUUUGGAUUAACAUCAUGCUUGGAAAAUCACACAAAUUGAGUAGCGUAUGACACAAAUGUAGAAAUGUACACUAGACGUAACAAGACCGGCAUAUUUUGAACACUGAUUGGAAUAUUCUACCUAUCCAUUUAUUUCUUGAUAACACUGUCAAAAUCAAGUUCAAGGUUCAAAAUACUACUGUAAGUAAAGAACUCACUGUUUAAUGUAGUUUUAUAUAAAGAUCUCAGUCUAAACAGUUUGUUAAAAUACUUUCCAUUUUAAGUGUUUAAACAAAAAUGUGAAAUGUUUAGCAAUAUUUGAACAUGUUUUUUUUUUUUUUCAUGGACUAAAAUGUAAUUGUGACAAAUAAGAAUAAUCAUAAAUAAAAAGCUCUUUUUAAAUAUUUUUGAGAAUAUGUGGAUCCCAUACAAACCUCCAAAGACUUCCUUUUUAUCAGGCCCUUCUUUUAUUUUUGUCUUCACUAAGUACAUACUCAAUCUUGUUGACAUCACUAAGUCAGAAUAUGAAAAAAGUCUGUGCCUUAAAAAGGUGCAGUCCAGUCAAUCGCAGUCAACAGAAGGGGGCGACGUUUCUCCGAGAGCAUUUAAACUAAGACAUAAUGCUUGUAAAACACAUUGGCAUCUUAAAUUUCCGCACAGAAAAACAGAAUGUGAACCUCUUCACGUCCAUGAGUACAUUACACCAGUCUUCUUCCAGACACG